GUUUGUGUUACAGGAGCUAAUGGAUUUGUAGGAUCACACAUUGUCAGGGAAUUAUUGGCAAUGGGACAAUACAAAGUUUGUGGAACCAUCCGAUACGAUCCGCACAGCUCCGAUCCACUGAUACAAUGUAAAUUCAUUCAUCUGAUGAAUUUUCCAAAUGCAAAGGAAAAUCUGGAAUUAUUUAGAGCUGAUGUGAUGGAGGAAGGAUCAUUCGAUAGUAUCAUUUCGAAAUGUAAUUAUGUGAUUCAUACAGCAUGUCCUUUCUAUUUGACUCCCACUGUGAAUGAUACGCACAAUGCUGAAAUUAAGUUAUUGGAUCCUGCAGUGAAGGGAACGAGAAAUGUGUUAAACUCUGUGGAGAAAUAUAGAGAUAGAGUGAAGAGGGUGAUUGUUACGAGUAGUACUGGGGCUUUAAUUGGAUUUGCUGAUAGAGUAUUUGGAAAGGUUUAUUAUGAGACGGAUUGGAAUGAGAAAUCAUCUCUGAUUAGUAAUCCAUUUGCAUAUAGCAAAACUAUGGCUGAGAAGGAAGCAUGGAAAUGGUAUCAGGAAAUGAUUGAUAAAUAUUCGAAUGAAAGAAAUGGAAAUAUACCUGUGGAGGUAGUGAGCUUGAAUCCUGUUCUAAUUAUUGGACCUAUUCUUCAAGUGGAUAGAUUAAUUUUCAAUCACAUGAUGAAAUCAAAGAUAAUUCCAGGAGAUGAUGGUAAAACAACAAAGGCAGACGGUUUCAGUAUUGUCGAUGUUAGAGAUGUGGCAAAAGCUCAUGUACUGGCUCUCACUUGCCCCAAUGUUAGUGGUGAACGAUUCGUCCUA
This is a messenger RNA of Naegleria gruberi, 810 nucleotides long. RefSeq lists its product as uncharacterized. The transcript is spliced from 2 exons. NCBI's taxonomy places the organism in Eukaryota, Heterolobosea, Eutetramitea, Acrasida, Naegleriidae. Gene Ontology annotation, molecular function: oxidoreductase activity, acting on the CH-OH group of donors, NAD or NADP as acceptor. The annotation marks the transcript as partial. The record is from RefSeq and is a predicted model, not a curated record.